AUGUCUGAUGAUGGUGUUUAUUUUGAAGACGAUGAGAUCAGUACGAAAACUGAUGUGAUUAUAUUUGCCACAGGAUAUGAAACCAAAAUUCCUUUUCUUGAUGACAAGUAUUAUAAAGCUAACAAUGGUUGCAUAAACCUCUAUAAGCACAUUUACCCACUUGGAUUAAAACAUCCGACCUUGGCUGUUAUUGGAUUCCUUCAAAGCAAUGGCCCCAUAGCGCCUAUAUCAGAAUUGCAGUGCAGAUGGGCGGCAAACAUAUUCAACAGAAAACAGAAACUCCCUGAGAAACAGUUGAUGGAGAGUUAUAUGCAAAAGAAGCUGGACAGCAAUAAGGACUUAUCCUCAAAGUUAGAAGAAGAUUUCAUCACUUACAUGGAUGAUUUAGCUAAUGAAUGUGGAGCUAAACCGUCUUUGUCAACGUUUCUUUUCAAAGAUCCUAGCUUAUUUUGGCUCUGCAUGACAGGACCUUUUUUGCCUUAUCAGUAUCGUCUUACAGGAUUACAUUCAUGGAAUGGUGCGCGCCAAGCAAUAUUCCAAUGUCCACAAAGGAUAUCCACGCCAUUAGACACGAGAAUUCAAGAAAAAAAUAACCCGAUGAAGAAUUUUCAGGAUUACAAAACUCUAACUGAAACUUAA
This is a messenger RNA of Uloborus diversus, 639 nucleotides long. RefSeq names its product dimethylaniline monooxygenase [N-oxide-forming] 2-like. Bases 1 to 639 code for a protein of 212 amino acids. NCBI's taxonomy places the organism in Eukaryota, Metazoa, Arthropoda, Arachnida, Araneae, Uloboridae. The transcript has a single exon. The record is from RefSeq and is a predicted model, not a curated record. Gene Ontology annotation, molecular function: flavin adenine dinucleotide binding; N,N-dimethylaniline monooxygenase activity; NADP binding.